Trichophyton rubrum CBS 118892 is the source of this 678-nucleotide messenger RNA. RefSeq lists its product as uncharacterized. Lineage: Eukaryota; Fungi; Ascomycota; Eurotiomycetes; Onygenales; Arthrodermataceae. The record is from RefSeq and is a predicted model, not a curated record. Gene Ontology annotation, biological process: glutathione catabolic process. Bases 1 to 678 code for a protein of 225 amino acids. The transcript has 6 exons. Gene Ontology annotation, cellular component: cytoplasm. Gene Ontology annotation, molecular function: gamma-glutamylcyclotransferase activity; glutathione specific gamma-glutamylcyclotransferase activity.
AUGGCGUCUACGGAGCUGCAAUCAUGGAAGAGCCACUUCCCGGCCGGGGAUCUCUGGGUAUUUGGUUACGGGAGCCUGAUAUGGAAACCUCCGCCACAUUACGACCAGCGGGUUGCCGGGUAUAUCGAGGGUUACGUUCGUCGAUUCUGGCAGGCAAGUACGGAUCAUCGUGGAUCCCCAGAAGCACCGGGUCGUGUGGUCACAGUUAUCGAGCGUUCGUUUUGGGAGUCCCUUUCUGAUCCGCAACAAGAUCUUGAACGGACUACCGACGGGUCCCUAGUCUGGGGCGCAGCAUACCACAUCCCUGCCUCACACGCAGAGGAAGUGAGUGCAUACCUGGACGACCGAGAGAUAGAUGGCUACAGCGUGCACUACACUCCCUUUUAUCCAUGCUCAAGUUUCAAGAAUGAUGAAGCCCAGCCUGCUGCUGGCUCGCAGCCGAGAAAAUGCCUGGUCUAUAUUGGGCUCCCGAGCAACACCCAGUUUGUGCGUGAACCAACAUUGCGUGAGCCGGAUGCCAUUGCGGAAGUGAUUUAUGCAAGCCGGGGCCUGAGUGGAGAGAACAAGGAUUAUCUCUAUUCGCUUGAGACCGCGCUCGAGGGCCUUGGACUGGGUUCUUCUGAUGUUCACGUCACGGACUUGGUGCGGCGCGUGAAGGCCCUGGAACGAAGAGGCUGA